CAUCAUGAAGGGUACAGUCUUGAUCUGCUGUUUCCUCUCCCUGCUGCAUUUGCAGGCCACAGCAGAGGAAGAAGAAGAAGAUGAUGUCACCUCCGUCCUCAGGGACAGAUCUCACAUCGACGAGACGCUGCGGCUUGCAACUGAAGAAAACACAGCAGACUAUGCGGGGGCCUUACAGCGGUUGCGCAAGAUCUACCACACAUCCAUCCGGCCGAUGGAGCAGGCCUACAAGUACAACGAGCUGAGGCAGCACGAGAUCUCAGCCUACCCCGGACGAAGCCUGGGGGACUCAUUCACAGAUGGAGAGAUUACCUCCAAACCCAUGGUGCUGUUCCUGGGACCCUGGAGUGUUGGAAAGUCCUCCAUGAUCAAUUACCUCCUGGGCAUAAACGACAGCCCCCAUCAGCUCUACACAGGAGCGGAGCCGACUACAUCUGAGUUCACUGUAAUCAUGCAUGGGGAGAAGAUCCGCUCUGUUGAGGGUAUCGUCAUGGCAGCAGACAGCUCUAGGUCCUUCUCUCCCUUGGAGAAAUUUGGCCAAAACUUCUUGGAAAAACUGGUCGGUAUUGAGAUGCCCCACAAGCUGCUGGAACGUGUGACUUUUGUGGACACACCAGGAAUCAUUGAGAACCGGAAACAGCAGGAGAGAGGCUAUCCCUUCAACGAUGUUUGCCAGUGGUUCAUUGACCGGGCUGACCUGAUCUUUGUGGUGUUUGACCCCACCAAGCUGGACGUCGGCCUCGAGCUGGAGAUGCUCUUCCGGCAGUUAAAGGGUCGUGAAUCCCAGAUUCGCAUCAUCCUAAACAAGGCUGACAACCUGGUCACCCAGGAUUUGAUGAGAGUGUACGGAGCGCUCUUCUGGAGCUUAGCUCCCCUCAUCAAUGUGACCGAACCCCCUCGCGUCUACGUCAGCUCCUUCUGGCCAUAUGACUAUGCAGCUGAUACCAGCCGUGAGCUCUUCAAGCGAGAGGAGAUCUCGCUCCUGGAAGAUCUGAACCAGGUGAUUGAAAACCGCAUGGAAAACAAGAUCGCCUUCAUCCGCCAGCAUGGCAUCCGCGUACGCAUCCACAGCCUCCUGGUAGACCGCUACAUCCAGACCUUUAAGGAGAAGAUGAGCUUCUUCAGUGACCCUGAACUAGUCUUCAAAGAGAUUGUGGACGAUCCAGACAAGUUCUACAUUUUCAAAACCAUCCUAGCCAAGACCAACGUCAGCAAGUUUGACCUGCCCAAUCGCGACGCUUACCGUGACUUCUUUGGCGUCAACCCAAUCACCAACUUCAAGCCCUUGCAGGCUGAGUGCUCCUACAUGGGAGGCUGUCUGCUGGAUAAGAUUGAGAGGGCAAUCACCACUGAUCUGCCUGCCCUUCUAAGCAGCAUUAACUCUGGGAAGCAGCCUGGCCUGUCCUCCUGCGAGACAACUGGCUGUGGGGAAAAGCCAAAGAACCGCUACCGAAAGAACUGAGGGAAACAAAAUAACUUGAGAGGUGAAAGUAAGAAGAGAAGGGGUCUGAUGGAAACCAACCCUGCUUUUGUCAGAAUGCCUGUAUUGUUGAAGAGACAGAGGAGAAUUGUGUUUGUUUUUUUCCUCAGGAGAAUAUGGGGAGGUACAUUUAGGGACUAUGGGAAUGAGGCAGAUAGAGGGAGGGAAGGGUCAAUGUUUGGUAAGGCAGCUGAAGGACACAAGUGCUGAAGAAAUGAGAACAUGCCACUGAUCACUGAACUUUGUUCAAAUACAUGCUCUCCUCUCUCACUUUGGACUGGCUGGGAUUUGGGGGUUGGGGAAGUAAUGAUGUGGAGAAACACAUAAAACAUGAAAAAAGUAAGAUCAAAUAAAAAUUGAAUAUGCCAAGACUGAAAAAAGUCAAAUACCAGCUGUAUGUGAAUAAAGUGGGAAAAAGAAGAAACAGGACUGGCAAAUUUGUGUUGUAAAAUCUUGAGAAUUGCAUUGCGGAAAGUCAAUUCCAUAAGUUUUAGAAGUUUUAAGGUAGCCUAUGUGUGGGUGCUAUACAAAGCCUUUGUGUUUGUCAUCCAACCCUUUACUUUUGACAUAGAUUCACUUUAACAUUGCAUGUUAGAUCUUAUUUAACAGAUGCAUGCAUGUCCUGCUAAUAUAAAAUAAUAUUUCUUUGUGUAACUGAAACAUAAACCAACCCUGCCAUGCAACAAAUAAGGCCUUUUUUCCUUUUUGUUUUAUACGCUCAUCAGUCCUGGUUGUUGACAACCUAUGAAAUGAGCACUGUGAUGGAAGCAGAGGUCAGGGUUCAAGGGUCAGAGCGGGGUGGGUAUGUUCAUUCUGCUUCACUUCUUAACUGUUUCUGUCUUCGUCUAUAAAUUUGCCAUCUUUGGCAGAGAUUCAAUACUGUGUUAUGAAUAUUUUUUUCUUGAACAAUAAGCUUCCCAGCUUUUUUUUGUUGCUGAAUGACCAUAACAAAAUAACACAUAAAAAAUGUGUUGGAUUAUAGCUAUAUUUAGCCAUUUCUUUUUCAGGAUAGAAAGAUAUUUAUUGAUUUGAAUGUGAAAACUUUAGGCAGUAGGCUGUUUAUGUGUACUGAACACCAACUGCUAUACAAUUGUACUACCACCACAAGAUUGUUAUUUCCCAGAUUGCGAAAAGUGGGCUAAAGGUAAAGGUAAAGUGUAGGCCUCAUGAGUUGACCCCUGACCUCUGUGGAAAGAAGGAAAACUGAGUGGUCCAAAGUAAGCCUACUCAACGAACUUCCCAGAAGUAUGGCAUGGUUAGGUUGCUUAAAAUAGUUUGACAUUUUGGAUAGGUUUCCCUUUUCAACACCAGGCUAUUUCUUGGGCUAAGCAACCAGCAGAAACUCUAAAUAGUUACUGCACCUGUCCAAGAAGAAUUUUGCCACAUGGUCUCUCCAAAAAGUCUGCAAUUUGUAUAAGGAUUAAGCCUGUGUUAAUUUGUGAGCUUUUGGAUUCGAAUUUUUUAUUUAAAUUGAAUUUGAUUAUAUAUAUUUUUUAAUCUUUGGACAGACUUAGGCUAGCUGUUUCCCCCUGUUUACUAUCUUAGCUAAGCUAAGCUAGGAUAACCGGCUGGAGGCUAAAGAUGCAUGUAGACAGUGGCAUACGGACAUGAAAUCUACCAAAGUGUCAAACAAUCCUCAAUGGAUGGAUGAGUAGGAGGCCUAGGUUUCCAAAAGGUUAACGAGUGGACAAAUGCACUUCCAGUUCCCUCUGUGUCCUCUCUCACUAACCCCAUUGUGAAGAGUGUUUACCAAACUAUAUCUGAAACAUAGCUUGUUAAAAAGUAACGUAAACUAACAAACACACACACACAUUGCUUAACUUUCUCGGUUUAUUUGAGUGUGAGUGUUCCACUGGACGUUAGUUUGUUUACACUGCAGAUCCAGAAGAUGGCCACUAGAGUGUGCUGUGUAAAAGUGUAAAAGUUAUACAGACCACUAACUCAUCAUGACAACUAUUUAUAGUGAUAGCUUGGGCUAAUUAUGCUGUGUGGUUGUGCCUUUAGUAUAUUUCAGCAUUAAUUAUCUUAAUUUACCUUUGAAUUAGACCUGGGAUGGAUGUGUGUCCCAUUUAAGUAGUUGUGGAUUCACAUUUUUGUUUUGCUAUACAGUCUAAAUGAAUCUUGGCCCAACUUUGGAAACUUGAUCAUAAAGAAUAAAGAUUUCUGAUUGA
Messenger RNA from Pseudoliparis swirei, 3651 nucleotides. RefSeq names its product sarcalumenin (gene srlb). Gene Ontology annotation, molecular function: GTP binding. Bases 5 to 1462 code for a protein of 485 amino acids. Lineage: Eukaryota; Metazoa; Chordata; Actinopteri; Perciformes; Liparidae. The record is from RefSeq and is a predicted model, not a curated record. The transcript has 7 exons.